AUGCUGGAUCUACUGUCUGGAGACAUUAUCUGGCGCAUUUUUCGAUAUCUCGAUGUGGGAAGUCGCGCGCGGCUUGCAGCCGUCAAUACAACUUUCUACAGACUGUUCAAUAAGUGGGAAGAUCUGCUGCACUGCUCAGUCCGUCUCGAUGGCAUUACGCUAGCUGGUGAAAAUUUUAUCAUUGAGGUGGACCAACCGCAUCACUCCAAGAAAAUCUUAGCAGUGCACGAUGAGCGUGUCCUGUGGAAGGUGGAUCGUGAAGUCCUGCGGAGCCUGGUCAACAUCAACGAGCUCCAUAUCUCCAGCAACUUCUUCGCCGAAGGCUCGUCGGAUGCGACAAUUGCUGCUCUUUUCUCGUUCCCGAGACUGCAAGUGCUGCACAUACAGCAGCGAUACAGCGAGGAAAAAUGCCAGCUGAACAUUGUGCGUCCUCAUCACGUUCUUCAGAUUGCUUCCGCUUCUCUCAGCGACCUCAAAUUGCAGGGUGUGGUUGUAACGGCGCAAGCAUUGGAAUUAAUUUGUUCAAAGUAUCGGAACACUCUGGAAUCAUUGUGCCUGCUCGGCGGUCUCGUGUCGACCUCGGACUUGCACCGUUGCUUUCAGGCAAUUAGUAAGUGUAGUGAGUCAACUUAUUAG
This is a messenger RNA of Gongylonema pulchrum, 636 nucleotides long. Lineage: Eukaryota; Metazoa; Nematoda; Chromadorea; Rhabditida; Gongylonematidae. The record is from the annotation of a GenBank genome assembly.